Messenger RNA from Chilo suppressalis (striped riceborer), 621 nucleotides. The record is from the annotation of a GenBank genome assembly. Lineage: Eukaryota; Metazoa; Arthropoda; Insecta; Lepidoptera; Crambidae.
AUGCGCCGUAAAAUGUCUGGCAAGCUGCUUCUCCUACUAGCACUACUAACAACUCCAAGUUGGGCGUGUAGUCGUGGUGGUCGGCGAGCGGUCCCCGCUCCAACCGUCAAGCUGGCAGCGAGCGCGCUAAGCAUGAACCCGCACUACCACGGGUACGCGGAGCUCAGCUCGCCACAUCCGCCCUCGCCGGAGGCGGCCUUCGCCAACGGUCACGACUACCCGCACAAUAACAACAACCCUGCGCUAAAGGAAUGCGCGGGUUGCGGCGGCAAGAUAGUGGAACGGUUCCUGCUACACGCGCUCGACCGGUACUGGCACCACGGCUGCCUCAAGUGCACGUGUUGCGGGCAGGCGCUCGCGGACAUGGGUCGCUCCUUCUACUUCAAAGGGGGCAUGAUCCUUUGCAAAAGCGACUACACGAGGUCUUAUGCUUAUGAAGCGUCCCCGGGCCACAAGCAACGUAGCACGUCCACCUAUCAGUUGAAAGCAGGUUCGUUAGUGCGCGUGCGGGCGCCGUCAAUCAAGGCAAUUGCCGCUCAAUCGGCAAUCAACCUACCCUCCCCUCCCACUCUACGUCCCCUAACCCUACUCGCGCACUCCUCCACUAACGAGACCCUGUAA